Molecule: messenger RNA, 4034 nt
Organism: Spodoptera frugiperda (fall armyworm)
Lineage: Eukaryota; Metazoa; Arthropoda; Insecta; Lepidoptera; Noctuidae
Product: ras guanine nucleotide exchange factor R
Exons: 5
Coding region: 1664-4027 (787 amino acids)
Biological process (GO): cilium assembly
Cellular component (GO): microtubule; cilium
Molecular function (GO): microtubule binding
Source: RefSeq, a predicted model, not a curated record
CGUCCCCAACGCAACUACCGUGGGCUCAUUUCAAUAUUUUGUAGUUUUCUCAAACGCUUUCACGAUUUUAUCAUAUUUUGCGGAUUAAUUAUACACAACAAUGUAAGCGAGUAAUUCAAAGCAUGUGUGAUAUAAUUAAUUUCUAAAAUAAUAAAAAGUAAAACUUAUUCAGGCACCAUGCCAAUGUGUCGUGCUGACACGAUGUUUCUCCAAAACGUAAUGUGUCGACGUAACAUUUGAUUGCAUGAAAAGUUACUGUUGACAAUCUCGAGCAAAAUAAUAAAAGUAAAAUAAAAUUGUAAAAUUACGAACAUGAAAUCGACAUUUUGCUCUUUAGAUAACUGGUUGCCAUUUCAUUUAGAAUUCGAGCGAGAAAUAGAAACAGGCAGUACGAUUAGCACAGCGGCUAAUCGAUCGACUGCUGCGCAACGUGUAGCGGGGUUCGAUUCCCGCACGGAGCAACGUUUGUGUGGUCCUAAUCUUGCUUUUCGAGCCGGAGCCCCGAUAACCCGCUAGGCAACUGUGGUGGUCUGCCCAUGCAGGGCACAGCGCCAAAACAAAGGUAACACAACUUUGUGUUCAAUUGUGAAUGCACGAUUUCUUGUGUCAGCCAUGUGAUGUGUUUAUGAAUUUGUAUCACACCAUGUCAUAGUGUAUCCCUGUGUUUGAGGCUAUAAUGAAUUCAAAACAGUUCGUUUGGUACUUGUUCAGGAUUUCCGAAACGACUUGUUUUGCUUUCCAUAAAAGGAUAGGCACGACGCGACACGCGCACAAUAAAUAAGCCCCUGCUAUUUCAAUAUCUAUCCUAAUCUUUUAAUAUGAAUAUUAUUAUCAGUUUCAAAAGUACCAAUAUCAAAUCAAGUAGAUAUUCAUCUAUCAGUAGGUAGAUUUUAAUCGACGUGAUUUCCGGAGUUGAUGUCAUUGGCAAAAUGACUCUCUCCGAGUCAUUUGCAGAACAUGAAAUGAAUGCUAAAGUAACUUUCGAGUUAUCCUCCCGAGAGCACUCUGUUUUAUUUUAUUAUAGAUAGAUACUUAGUCGAGCGAAUCCGGCAGCUGUCGCAGUCGCUAGCGUAUAAUAAACACUACAAUACAAAAUGAAUACCUACUUGACACCGCGUUAUUAAUGAACCCACAGAACAAUAUUCGCGUCACCUCGUCGUGGCCUAAAAUGCAAAUAAAGAAAAAUACCACUACUCCUCGCGAGCACGUGAAACAAACGUUACCAUGACAAUUAUAUCGAUCGGCGGCUUUUCCGAGGCUUUUCCCUGAAAGUCUCAUUCGCGUGUCGCCUUCUGAAACAAUAAGGCACCAAAGUCUAGACACCCAGUUCGAUACUCGCCGGGUUGUUUACUGUCUGACCCUUAUACAAUAGCUUUCAUAAUUGUUCCAAUAUGGAUAUUUAAUGCGUGCGUGUUGGUGCCGUUAAUUUUAAAAAACUGUCUGCUUGGUGAUUGAAUCGUGUCGGUAGUGCGGGUCCAGCAGCCGUGGACAAUGAGUGCACGCGCGAAGCGAACCGAGACGUACGCUCGGGGCUGGCAAUGCGCGAGCGUCCGUUUUUAAAAAGCACUCAUUAGCUGGUGCACCGUAACUACGCUGCGGUAGUACAAAACGCAACGUGUGUGCAAUACGGGGCAUUAGAAAGUGUAAUGAAUAUUGUGGUGCGAUGCUGUCAGUGAGCAAGCCGGCGUCGCUAGUCCAGCAGAAGAAGCAGCAGUGGGCGCGGGAGAGAGAGGAAAUGUCCCACCUCUAUUUGCCGUGGGGCUCCGGCGAACGGUAUACGAAUCGUUUACAAGUGCGGAAUCAAUUUGCCAGUACAUUGGAACUACAUAAGCAGUCGUCUUACGAGUAUCAGGAGCCAGUGCAGCGUCAAAGGAGUCCGAGUUUACCGCCGAUACACAAUAUUGAGGAGAGAUCUGUGAAAGAUGACAGAAGGAACACAGUGCUUAACCGGAAUAUGACGAGUGCCAAGAGGUUCUCCUUUUACGACGAAGACGGAGAAGGCGAUACUUCAGGGUACGGCAGUGAAACAUUGAACCACAUGAACAGAAGCGGGCACAGGGCUAUUCACGAAGCCAACAACCACAGUCCUGUCGUGGCGUGGCAACAAGAAGGAAAAGACGACAGGAAUAGGGAUUCCAGUGGCGGUAAGUCAGGCCUGUCGGAUGGGGCGUGGUCAGCCCGAAGUCCACGGACGUCGGAAGAGGGCCGGCUACGAUGGGGCGACCGCGGCGUCGCCACUGGCAGGCUCUGGGAACCCACUGCGCCUAAUGCCAGACUGCCCCAGAUGCCCAAUCAAAAGAAAGGCACGCCAUCCUGGGUCGAGCGUGGAUUGAAUAUGAUAGACAACACAGCAGAGGUACUAGUCAUUGACCAAAGAAGUUCCAGUAAUAGCACUGGAAUAGAUUGCGAUAGAUCUUCAUGCAACGGAAGUGACGAAGGAAGGACGUUUCUAAGAGGACAAAAUGUUCCCAUUGAGCCUGAAAUCAAAGCUCAGCGAGAAAACAAACGCUUAAAAGCAUUAGAGUUGCAAUCAGCGAUACUGAAUCAAUUAGAAGACAGAGAGAAACGGCGUCAAGAAGAGAGAGAACGGCAGCUUAGAGAAGAGAGACUAGAAGAACUACGGAUACAAAGACAGCAAGAAGAAGACAGACUUAGACUAGAGGAAGAACGAAGAAAACUAGAAGAAAAACAACUGAUGGAGCAAAAGAAAUUGGACACAUUGAAGAGAGCUUUAGAAGACGCUGAAAGAAAAGCUAAGCUAGAAAAAGAGAAGAGAUUUAGUUUCCAUAAAAGAAAUGUAAAUACUAAUGCAGACAACGUUCCUAAACCUAAAGUAGAAGAAACCCCAGUAGUAACUGAAACCACGCCACGUGUAGAACCUACAAGUCCUACCAAAACAAGUAGAACAUAUGACAUACAUUCCGCGAAAAGUCAAAAAAGGGAAUGUAACUCUCAUCAAACGACAGAAUUCAAUUCGCCACGAUCAGUAGGCCCAGGGAAUCUUAAUUUGUUUAUUCAUAGCGUACCUCCAUUAGCUUUGGCGGAUGGACAAUUUAACAUCGUGCCGAUUGGGUUAAAUGGUGCUAAUGAAGUAAUAAACACGCAGCCAAAUAAUAUACAAUUAGCAGUAUUAGUUCCUCAGAAUGUGGCCAACAAUUUGUAUAGCGUUUCAUUAAACAAUAAUGUGAAUGAAAUUAAUGACAUAGGAAAAUUAUUAACACCAAAUAAGUACAGAACCUUGAGAAUGAAAGAUGCAGCAACUCAAACCGAUUCAAUAUUUAAAUCGACAACCGAUAAAAUCAUAGAGACCGAGGAACCCGAAAGAAAUAUUGAUAAAGACUAUCCAAAUAUUGACGAAAAUGCACCACAGGACAGUCAUCAUAACACAUUGAAAAAAGAUAGACGUUUUAGGUCUGAAGAGAGAUAUAAAAAAGAUUUAGAAAAUCGUCCAAAGUGGGGCGUUAACAGACCUGCAGCUCAGUAUAAAAAACAAAGUGAAAAAGAUCCAUUCUAUAGCCAAAAGAGAAAGAUGCGUCAAAAAUACAGACCUCAAGCAAGACAAUAUCUAUCACAUUCUAGUGACGAUAGUCGUUCUCCAAGUCCACCAACAAGGUCGGAAAAAACAAUCGAAAAUGGCAAUAAACACAGAAAUUCAUUAAGUCAAUCUUAUUGGCGAAGUAAACGGUCUAGUCAAGAUUUAUCCAAAUCUAUAAAUAUUACUGAGAUAACAAACAAUUUGCAGCCCGAUUUUAAUUCUUUGGCACAAUUAACAGGCAACGAAAACACAGAAACUAAAAAAUCACCUAAAACGUCUCCUAUGAAAAGAAUGACCUUAUCGCAGAAAUUUAUCAACGAUAAAUAUGGGAACAGAAAAUUAUGGAUAGAUGACAUUAAUGAGAGAAAUGGAAAAUCUAACCAGUUUGACGCUGAAAACAGAAAGAAAAUUAUAGACCAAAUAAAUACUGCCAAAAGAGAACUUUAUGAUAAACACGAAGAACAAGAAAAUUAUGUAAAAACCAAAUUUUAGAUUUAGA